AUGAAAUCAAGUGUUUUAAUAGAAGAUUUGUCAUGCGAUUUUGAUGAUGGAACCUUUUGUCAGUGGCAAUCUGAUUCAGAUUUAUGGCUGAUUGGUUCAAACGUACUUACUAAUUUUAUUCAGCCAAUUCCACAUUUUACUGCUCAAAAUGGUCUUUAUGCAUACGCCAAAGGUGGACAAGGAGUAUCAGUCGAAGGACAUCUGAUAAGUACUGAAAUUGAAGAAUUCAAUAAUCAAGAAGCAAUACUAUCAUUUCGAUAUUGGAAGAGUAAUAAUUUUUGCAAACUGGACGUAUGUAUAGCAGACCGAAAUGCUUUUGUAUGUACUUUUUCAAGUCAAAAUGAGCUUAACAAAGAAUCACGCUGGAUUAAGCAAACGAUUACACUUUCGAAUAAAUUAACUACUCCUUUUAAGGUCAUAUUUCGUGCUCGAAAUAUUUAUACACCAUUAGAUAUUGUAGCGAUUGAUGACAUUGAAUAUCGAGUAAAUUUUUUCAAGAUUCAUGCAACUACGGUUUUAACAAAAUUGGAUGAAAUUCUGACAAAAGAGCAAGCCAGAAAAACUUCAUGUCCUGCUGUUAACUGCACGUUUAUUGAUACUUCAUGCCAGUGUUUGGAAGCCCCAUGGCAACAUUUGCAAGGUAAUAUAGCUGUGGAUAGCGAAGGUGAAGGUAUUGCUAGAAGUGGCUUUUUCAUGGUUCCCGCAGAAAGUUUUCUUCAAAUGGAUGUUUGGAUGGCUGAUAGCGCAAUACUUACUGUUUUGGAAGCUACUGCAAGUCUUGGAAAUUGGAUAACACUUUGGACACAAAGUGGACUGCCUGAUAGAAGCAAAUGGAAUCGGUUUCAGAUUCCACUUUUAGUGCAAACAGAAGCUAUUCAAGUCAUUCUAAAUGGAACAGUUCCUAUUAAUAGUUUUAUAACUGUUUCAAAUACCAAAUUAGUCAAUCGAAAUGGAAAUGAAAUUGGUUGCGGCAUAAAUUCACCGGAUAUCGAGAAAUCUCUUCAAAACAAUUUUUCUCUUAACAAACCAGAAAGAUUAAUAGCAUUUCAACAAUUCUACAUAAAUCAGGCUCGAUCCACGUCAAAAACAGCGCAAAAAAAUGUACUGCAAACGAAAACUGCAACUUCUAAAGAUGAGAUCACUAAAGGACAUGACCUUAGGGAUCAAAUAAGUGUUCCUAAGCCAUCAAUAAAUACACCACUUCUUAUAGAUAAUGAAAAAAGAUACAAGUCAUUAGCAAAAAACGAUACAAGCACACUUGAGCUAAAUACGCAAUUUCCGAGAAAACCUCCCAUUUACACUCGAUUACAUGAAAACAGUCUUGCAAAACAAAAAGCAUUCGAGAUUUUUGAUGACAAGUCGAAUUCUACAUCAAGUAAUGAUACAGUGAAAGAAUUAGGUGCAAUUUUAUCACAGAUUGGUAGGCAACCAUUGCUUGAGAUGCACUUACGUCAACUUGCGCAUUUGUUUAACUUCACGCAAAUGGAUGCUGAACAGGCUCUGAAAAUGUUGAAAAAUUUGGUAAAAUCAAAAGUCCCACAAUCUUCAGCUGCUAAAUUUUUUCAAGCAGAAAAUGAUAAUCUGGAACCGAUCAGACCUAUCAAUGCUCCACCACAAAUUGAAUUGGUUAAAUUUUUAGUAAACAUCUAAAA
Thelazia callipaeda (thelaziosis nematode) is the source of this 1652-nucleotide messenger RNA. The record is from the annotation of a GenBank genome assembly. Lineage: Eukaryota; Metazoa; Nematoda; Chromadorea; Rhabditida; Thelaziidae.